CUAAACUAAACCCUACCGACUGUUGCUUUCCCCAAAGCCGCCGAAAUGUCGUCGGAGCCGCCUCCACCUGCAUCCGCCCCAGCCGCCGCCGCCGCCGCCGCCGCCACCACGGAGGGGCUCGAGGCCGACCUCUCCGCCGCCACGAUCAGCAAGAAGCAGCAGAAGAAGGACGCGCGCAAGGCCGAGAAGGCCGAGAAGGCGGCGGCGUCGCAGCGCCAGACGCAGCAGCAGCAGCAGCCCCAGGCGGAAGCCGAUGACCCAUUCGCGGCCAACUACGGCGACGUCCCCGUCGAGGAGAUCCAGUCCAAGGCCAUCUCCGGCCGCGUGUGGACCGACAUCGGCGACCUCGGCGAGGCCGACGCGGGCCGCUCCGUGCUCAUCCGCGGCGCCGCGCAGGCGAUGCGCCCCGUCAGCAAGAAGAUGGCCUUCCUCGUGAUGCGCCAGAGCAUGAGCACCGUGCAGUGCGUGCUCGUCGCCACCGCCGAAGCCGGCGUCAGCACGCAGAUGGUGCGCUUCGCCACCUCCCUCAGCAAGGAGAGCAUCGUCGACGUCGAGGGCGUCGUCUCCGUCCCCAAGGAGCCCCUCAAGGCCACCACACAGCAGGUUGAAAUUCAGGUUAGGAAGGUCUAUUGCAUCAACAGGGCGAUCCCCACGCUCCCUAUAAACCUUGAGGAUGCAGCGCGCAGCGAGGCAGAAUUUGAGAAGGCCGAACAAGCUGGAGAGAAGCUUGUCCGUGUUCUCCAGGACACACGCUUGAACUAUCGAGCCAUCGAUCUGCGGACACCCGCGAAUCAAGCAAUCUUCCGCAUUCAGUGUCAAGUUGAGAACAAAUUCAGAGAAUUCUUGUCUUCGAAGCAAUUUAUUGGUAUCCACAGCCCAAAGUUGAUUGGUGGGUCCAGUGAAGGUGGUGCCGCUGUAUUCAAACUACAGUACAAUGGCCAGCCUGCUUGCUUGGCACAAUCUCCUCAGUUAUACAAGCAGAUGAGUAUUUGUGGUGGGUUUGGGCGGGUGUUUGAGGUCGGUCCUGUAUUCAGAGCAGAAAAUUCAAACACUCACAGACAUCUGUGUGAGUUUAUUGGCUUGGAUGCAGAGAUGGAGAUUAAGGAGCACUACUUUGAGGUUUGUGAUAUUAUCGAUGGCUUAUUUGUAGCAAUUUUCAAGCACUUGAAUGAAAAUUGCCAAAAGGAACUUGAGACAAUCAAUAGGCAGUAUCCGUUUGAACCUCUGAAGUACCUAGAAAAAACCUUGAAGCUGACCUAUGCAGAAGGGAUUCAAAUGCUGAAGGAUGCUGGAACAGAAAUCGAUCCUAUGGGUGACCUCAACACUGAAUCCGAGAAAAAACUUGGCCGGCUUGUUAAGGAGAAGUAUGGCACAGAGUUUUUCAUCCUCUAUCGAUAUCCUUUGGCUGUACGCCCCUUCUACACCAUGCCAUGUUAUGACGACCCAUCGUACAGCAACUCUUUUGAUGUCUUUAUUCGAGGUGAGGAAAUUAUCUCUGGAGCACAAAGAGUACACACCCCUGAGCUGCUGAGAAAACGUGCAAUUGAGUGUGGAAUUGAUGCAAGUACAAUAGCUUCAUAUAUUGAAUCAUUCAGGUAUGUUGUCUCAUUUUACUAUAUAUGUAUGCAUUGGACUGCUUGUAUAUGCUACUUCUCUUUGGUACUCAUGGUGGUUGACAAUUACAGUUAUGGUGCACCUCCUCAUGGUGGUUUCGGGGUCGGCUUGGAGAGAGUGGUGAUGCUGUUCUGCGCGCUCAACAACAUCAGGAAGACAUCGCUGUUCCCUCGCGACCCACAGAGACUCGCCCCAUAGAUCUUUCGCUGGUCGACAUCUUACCAUCGUUCUUCACCAACCUGCUAGCCAAGUACAGAAACAAGCUACACUGAAGACAGCAGCGUGGUUUGUUACUGGACAUAAUGGCGCUGCCAAUGGGUACCAACUUCAAUGUGUAUUGGAGCUUCUGUUACACUCUCAAAGCUACUUGUAUUGACACCGACUCAUGUGCGCUGGUCUGGAACUCUGGACUAAGAGUUUCUGUAGCAAGGUGUUUUCGGUUGUUCUGGCAUACUAGACUAGACAAUACUACACGUGGUUUUAUGGUGUUAUCGUUACCAAACGUGAGUUAUGAGUGAAU
Messenger RNA from Brachypodium distachyon (stiff brome), 2134 nucleotides. RefSeq names its product aspartate--tRNA ligase 2, cytoplasmic. The coding region runs from base 46 to 1812 and encodes 588 amino acids. Gene Ontology annotation, biological process: aspartyl-tRNA aminoacylation. The record is from RefSeq and is a predicted model, not a curated record. NCBI's taxonomy places the organism in Eukaryota, Viridiplantae, Streptophyta, Magnoliopsida, Poales, Poaceae. Gene Ontology annotation, molecular function: aspartate-tRNA ligase activity; RNA binding; ATP binding. Gene Ontology annotation, cellular component: cytoplasm; cytosol; aminoacyl-tRNA synthetase multienzyme complex. The transcript has 9 exons.